GCCCGGGAACCCUGCCUGCCGCAAUGACAGCUCGGGCUCUGUGGCUUCUCUGUUUGCUCGUGGGAUCAGCCCCCGAGGCCCCGGGGCUGGAAAGGAAAGCGUCGCCGCCUCACCACAGAAGGCCCGGCCCCAGCGGCGUCCGGGGCGCCGAGCACACGCCGGGCCCCGCAGCCCCCCGGCGGCCGCGCGCGGCGGACACCGCCCCCCGCGCCUGGCCCGCCCCCCGCCGCCAUAAGGCCCCGCCCCCCGCCGAGAACCGGGCCGGCUUCCGGGAGGCCACGCGCGCGCCCGCCGGCCCGCCGGCCCCGCGCCUCGCGCAGGCAGACAACCGCCCGUCGCCGCGGCGCGCGCGCGCCCGGGCCCUGCGCUUCCCGGCCGCGCGGCGCGCCGCCGAGGCCCCCGACGGCCACGCCCACCCCAACCGGCCGCGCGCCGCCGCCCCGCCCCCGGGGCCCGCGCCCGCGCCGCCGCCGCCGCCGCGGAGCGACCCCGAGCCCGAGCCCUGCGCGCGCGCCUGCCGGGCGGACGCGGACGAGCGCGAGGCCUUCUGCGCCAGCGAGUUCGCAGCCGUGAACGGGAUCGUGCACGACGUGGACGAGCUGGGCACGGGCGUCCGGCUGGUGACGCUGCUGGCGGACCGCGGCGGGCUGUACAAGCUGAGCCGCCUGUACGUCGCUCCCGACGGGGUUUUCCUCCGCGUGCACAUCCUCGCCCUGGACGUCUCCGGCUGCCCGAAGCCGUGCCCAGAGCUGAAGCCUGGCAGCAGGUACAUCGUGAUGGGCCACAUCUACCACAAGAGGCGGCAGCUGCCCGCAGCCCUGCUGCAGGUCCUGCGAGGGCGCCUGCGGCCGGGAGACGGGCUGCUGGGCACCGGCAGCGGCUACGCGAAGAGGUUCAACCGCCGGCGGGCCGGGCGCGUCCAGGGCGCGGCUCUCGCCCAGUGCCCGUGACUCACGGCGGCCUCCGCCCUCCCGGCCCGGGGUCCCCACCCGCAGGCACCGCACGUAGAACCGCGGCUUCCCGAGCCCGGCGGCCCGGCCCCGCCACCCAGCGGUCCCGCGGCUGCGCUGCGAUCCGUCCAGCUAACAGAUCACGGCGUCAUGUCAAGUGUUUAAAUUAUUUUAAUUUAAUGCCAACUCUUCAGUAGAAAUGGUUCGCACACACACGCACACACACAUACAUUUCUUGAAUUGAAAUAUACAACUUUGGAUAGCUUACAUCAUGAAUCAAACCAACUUUUAUAUUCAAACCAUCGCAUUUUAAGUUCUGUACAUGGUGUGGGUAAGCGCAGAGUCCAGGACAAAUACUAAAAUUUUACAUUUGAACAGUCAGUCCUAAGGGGCUCAAUUCCAGUAUCACUCAAACCAAGUGCUCCUGAGGCACCAAGACAUGACACAGUUUGCCUCCCCAAUGCCUUCCUGCUCCUAGUAGCUUAGGGCAGCUAUUCCUAUGCUAAAUGUAUCCUGGGUGUAUCUGAUGUCAUUGCACAAUGAAGACCAAGUGCCAUGUUUGUAAAGCAGUAAACCUUGCUUAGAAGUCUGAUCUUGGAUGUACUUUUUUUUUUUUAGCUUCACCAAACCUCAACAAUUUGAGGAAAAGCCUUUCUCAGAUGUACUCCAGAAAACAAACAGCCUCCCCCCCCCCAGUCAGUAUUCAACAAUGCCAGCACACAAGCAAGCGAAUGUUCCGUUUUCCGACCGGUCUGAAGUAGAUGUGCUCGCUAGCCAUUUAAUACUGAUGCUAUCCUUGAGCCCGCAAGCACACUACAGAUUUUUUUUUUUCGGGAGACAGAGCUGUCCUUGGGUUAACUGCAUGGCUGAAGACUGCUGCUGGGGGCAAGAGAAAGUGCACAGCCCAGAGGCUGACGAUGCACAGGGACCAAGCCACACACAAGCACGGUGCAGGGAAGCAAGUAGCAGCUGCCGGAGUUGUAACAUCUGCUGUCACCUCAUUGGCUCCAAACAUGAGGUGCAUUUAGUAAAAUAAAGUCUAGAGGUCCUAUUAGGAGGGAAAGUACUGCUGAGGGAUUUUUAGAGAAAUUGAUCCAAA
Messenger RNA from Lepus europaeus (European hare), 2049 nucleotides. It is a transcript of the gene C18H17orf58, whose product is annotated as chromosome 18 C17orf58 homolog. The record is from RefSeq and is a predicted model, not a curated record. Lineage: Eukaryota; Metazoa; Chordata; Mammalia; Lagomorpha; Leporidae. Gene Ontology annotation, molecular function: protein binding. The transcript has 4 exons. Bases 24 to 950 code for a protein of 308 amino acids.